Molecule: messenger RNA, 1701 nt
Organism: Penicillium daleae
Lineage: Eukaryota; Fungi; Ascomycota; Eurotiomycetes; Eurotiales; Aspergillaceae
Product: putative extracellular lipase
Exons: 1
Coding region: 1-1701 (566 amino acids)
Source: RefSeq, a predicted model, not a curated record
AUGCUUUACUUGCUUCACAUUGCCCUCUUGGCCACCGUGCCUGUGGUGUUCGCUGCUCCAGCCAACUUGAAGCGAGCUGGCGCACCAACAGUGACCAUCUCACAGCCUCAAGCCACAGUUAUUGGCUCAUCCGGAUCGAACAGCAUUGAUAGUUUCAAUGGAAUUCCAUUUGCACAGGCACCGACGGCUUCACUUCGUCUGAAACCUCCCCAAGCAAUCCAGACGUCACUAGGGACAGUCCAAGCUACCGGGUCCGCCAAAUCAUGCCCCCAGUUUUAUUUCACGACCGACACUAGCGAUUUUCCGAUCUCUGUGAUUGGGGAGCUGGCCAAUAUCCCACUGUUUCAAACCGCCACCGAUGCUGGCGAAGACUGCUUGACUGUCAGUAUCCGGCGUCCAACUGGAACCGAAGCUGGUGCAAACCUACCUGUCUUGGUUUGGAUCUUCGGUGGUGGCUUUGAACUUGGAUCAACAAGCAUGUAUGAUGGGACUGGCUUAGUUUCUGCAUCUAUGAACUUGGGUAUGCCAAUUGUAUUCGUUGCUAUCAACUAUCGUGUGGGUGGCUUUGGCUUUAUGCCAGGCUCGGAGAUCCUCAAAGACGGUUCCGCGAACCUGGGUCUCCUAGACCAACGCCUCGCCUUGGAAUGGAUCGCAGAUAACAUCAAAGCAUUUGGCGGUGAUCCGACUAAAGUGACUAUCUGGGGCGAAUCCGCUGGAUCGAUAUCCGUCUUUGAUCAGAUGGCUCUUUAUGACGGUGACAACACUUACAACGGCGCACCGCUCUUCCGAGCUGGAAUAAUGAACUCGGGAAGCAUUGUACCUGCCGAUCCCGUAGAUGGAGUCAAAGGUCAAGCUGUCUAUGACAAGGUCGUGGAGUCUGCUGGCUGUUCCAGUGCAUCGGAUACUUUGGAGUGCUUGCGUGGACUGGACUAUACGACAUUCCUGGAUGCGGCUAACUCUGUGCCUGGGAUUCUGUCUUAUAAUUCCGUUGCGCUCUCCUAUCUACCUCGUCCGGAUGGCACAGUGCUCACAGACUCACCUGAGGUUCUGGUUACUAACGGCAAGUACGCCUCGGUCCCUUUCAUCAUUGGUGACCAGGAAGACGAAGGGACGAUCUUUGCAUUGUUCCAGGCAAACAUCAGCACGACAAACCAAAUUGUUGACUAUCUACAGAAUCUCUUCUUCUUUGAUGCUUCACGCGAGCAGCUGGAAGAAUUGGUCGCAACUUACCCUGAUACCACAACCGAUGGCUCCCCCUUCCGGACUAGUGUUUUUAAUAACUGGUAUCCCCAGUACAAACGCAUUGCUGCGAUACUGGGCGAUCUCACUUUUACCAUUACCCGGCGAGCUUUCUUGACGCUCGCCGCCAAGGUGAAGCCUGAUGUCCCUUUCUGGUCAUAUCUCUCAUCGUACGACUACGGAACGCCCAUCCUAGGCACCUUCCACGGGUCGGAUAUUCUGCAAGUGUUCUAUGGAAUUUUGCCCAACUAUGCCUCCCAAUCAAUCCAUUCAUACUACCUGUCCUUUGUCUAUGACCUGGAUCCCAACUCCAAGGCAUCAAGCUACAUGGACUGGCCCCAGUGGAGCGCCAAUCAAACCCUGAUGAAUUUCUUCAAUGACCAUGGAGCUUUGCUAGAAGAUAACUUCCGUCAAGACACCUUUGAUUUUAUCUCGGAAAACGUCGGUUCGUUCCACAUCUAA